AUGUUCGGAAAAGGAGCAUCAAGUUCAAAGAGUAUGGAAAUCAUUGGCUCUGAAAAGAAGUUUUCUGUGCUCAUUGUGGAUGAUGACCCCAUCAUUAGAAAAAUCCAUAGUGCACUCCUAAGCAAAUUUACUAAGGAAAUUCAAGAGGUCAAAAAUGGAAAAGAAGCAGUUGAUCUUUGCCGAUCUGGGGCUUCAUUUGAUAUUAUUUUUAUGGACAAGGAGAUGCCAAUCAUGAAUGGGCUUGAGGCGACAAAGGAGCUGCGAGCUAUGGGCGUCAAUAGCACAAUUGUGGGAGUCACUUCAUGUGAUUUAAGCUCUGAAAGAAAUGAUUUUAUUGCAGCUGGUCAAAAUCAGUGUUAUGAAAAGCCAUUAACCAUUGAAAAGAUCAAGUCUCUCCUGAGCGAGUUAAACAAGAAUAACUAA
Quercus robur (English oak) is the source of this 423-nucleotide messenger RNA. RefSeq names its product two-component response regulator ARR22-like. Lineage: Eukaryota; Viridiplantae; Streptophyta; Magnoliopsida; Fagales; Fagaceae. The transcript is spliced from 2 exons. The coding region runs from base 1 to 423 and encodes 140 amino acids. The record is from RefSeq and is a predicted model, not a curated record. Gene Ontology annotation, biological process: phosphorelay signal transduction system.